Messenger RNA from Diabrotica virgifera virgifera (western corn rootworm), 1854 nucleotides. Its product is annotated as putative nuclease HARBI1. The record is from RefSeq and is a predicted model, not a curated record. The transcript has 5 exons. NCBI's taxonomy places the organism in Eukaryota, Metazoa, Arthropoda, Insecta, Coleoptera, Chrysomelidae. Bases 729 to 1820 code for a protein of 363 amino acids.
CUUUGUUCCAACCAGAGUCAGAAACAAGUUGCCGACGUCAGGAUUCUGCGCAAUAGCAUAAAAGCGUUCCAACCGAGAUUACAAACAGUCAGCAAGCAAAUAGUUUGCUGUUCCAACCACACCAAAAACGUGUUUGCUGACAGUCAAAAUAGUUUGCGGAUUUUCUUCAGACAAGAAAUUUGGGGCAUGCGUAGUACCGUUGAAUAGUCGAGGGGUUUGUCAAUUGUCAACGGUUAUCGUUAUCUGUUUCUGUUUACAGGACAACAACUUUGACAUUACCGCAGGAGCUGUAUGAGCUUUCGUAACGUUCGGUUGUGUGACAGUUCAGUGUGGAAGUGAUAAUUCAAAAAAAACGCAGGCGACAAAAACAAAAUAGGAACUACAUAAUAGAGCUACAGAAAAACAAGAAGAAGGACAAGGACCACAUAGGACCAAAAAAAAAAAAAUAGAUCUGAAGUUGACAGGACACCUGGUUGUGCAUUGCCUUGAGCAAGACGCGCAUAACCAAUAACAUGUACUGGGUAAAUGAUUAAAAAAAAAUCGAAACCCAAAAAAAAGGAAGAAGAAGAAGUUUCUGUUUACAAAUUGUUCUAUGAACCCAACCCUACUUUUACUUUUUUAUGUUUAGAUUCGUUUGGGAGUUUGGGUACGCUUAUUAGUUUAAAGUUUGUUUACCAGUCUAAAUAUUUGAGUUUUAUAUUUUAAAGUGAUUAUAUUAUUUGAUAAAUAUGUCCGACGAAGAAUUCAGCGAUAUGUCUUCUCUGUCUUCUAUGGGAAGCGGUGACGAAGAUGACCUAGAAUUAUUACUAGAUGAACCAAGAGUCAAGAACCAAAACUAUUUAGAACACACUGUGACGCAGUACUCCCAAGAAGAAUUUUUCGAACAUUUCAGACUUUCAAGGGGCACAGUAGAUGGUUUGGUUGAAAGAUUUGAGGCUAGUCAAUAUUAUAAUUCACAGGAGGGACAGCAUGCAACCAUAUCUGCUUUACAUCAAGUACUUAUUUAUCUGUGGUACAUUGGACAUCAGACUUGCAGUUUUAGAGAUGUUGGAGAUCGUUUUAAUAUAACAAUCAGCUCUGUCCAUAGAAUUAUUCAUCGCAUGACAUACUUUUUAAGUAAUUUGAGUCCAGAUGUAAUAAAAUGGCCAAAUCAAAAUGAGAAAACCAUAAGUGAACAACAUUUUAGAGCUAAUGGGUUUCCAGAUGUAAUAGGCGCAAUUGAUGGUAGCCACAUAAAAAUCGACAAACCAGAAAAUGACCCAGAGUCAUAUAUAAAUAGAAAAGGAUUCUACUCAAUUCAGAUGCAACUUGUAUGUGAUCACAGAAGAAAAAUAACGGACAUAUUUAUAGGAUAUCCGGGUUCAGUCCAUGACAGCAGAGUGUUUCGAAACUCUCCAUUGCACACGAACCUAGAGGAAAGAUGUGGAAGAUAUUUUCUUCUAGGAGACAGUGGCUACCCUUUACAGGCCAAUUUGUUAACUCCUUAUAAGGAUAGAGGGAACUUAACAAGACGUCAACGGAACUAUAAUUUAAAGCUGGCAAAAAAUCGUUAUGUGGUUGAACAUUGCUUUGGCAUAUUAAAACAAAAAUUUAGACAAAUGUAUCAUGUUAAGUUACGAAAUAUAAGAUUAAUAUGCAAUAUGAUUAGAGCUGCAUGUGUACUACAUAAUAUUGCCAUUGAUGAUAAUAUUUUCAAUAUAGAACCACUUAAUCAAAAUCCUCCAGAACAACUACAUGAAAUUAAUGACGACGAUGAUAAUGUAGAUGACGUAGGAGUUCGUGCCAUUAGGGAUAGGGUGGCAAAUACUUUACAAUUGUAAAUUUUUUGAUAAAUAAAUAUAUGUUUUUCAGUGA